Parascedosporium putredinis is the source of this 1074-nucleotide messenger RNA. Lineage: Eukaryota; Fungi; Ascomycota; Sordariomycetes; Microascales; Microascaceae. The record is from the annotation of a GenBank genome assembly.
AUGCCUGCACAACAAUCCCUGCCUGCCGCGUACUACCGCGGGGGCACCUCGCGGGCCAUUUUCUUCAACCGAGAUGACCUUCCCAAAGCCAGGGCGGAAUGGGACUCGAUAUUCCUCGGCGCGAUCGGGAGCCCCGAUCCUUAUGGGCGCCAGCUGGACGGGCUCGGGGGCGGAAUCUCGAGCCUGUCCAAGAUCUGCGUGGUGGGUAAGUCCGAAAUCCCAGGUGCUGAUGUCGACUACACCUUUGCAGCGAUAGGUGUCCGUGACGCCAGCGUUGACUACUCCAGCAACUGCGGCAACAUGUCCGCGGCCGUGGGGCCCUAUGCGGUGGAUGCUAAGCUCGUGCAUCCCUUGCUACACGGCGGCGGGGACGGUCGGACCAAGAACCUUGCUACCGUGCGCAUCAACAACACGAACACGGGCAAGUUGAUCCAUGCUACAUUCCCCGUCGUCGACGGCGAGGCGGCUGCAUCGGGAGACUUUUGUAUUGAUGGCGUGAGCGGUACGGCGGCGCCUUUGCGAUUGGACUUUAUCAACCCCGCGGGCUCCCGCACGGGCAAACUUCUCCCCACAGGUAGCGCAGUGGACGUGAUAGACGGUGUUCGCGUGACUCUCAUUGACGCCGCGAACCCGUGUUGCUUCGUUUCGGCCGCCGACCUGGGCGUCUCCGGCACUCUCACGCCGGCCGAGAUUGAUGCUGAUGAGCAGCUUCUAGCCAGGUUGGAUAGGAUACGGCGCCUCGGCGCCGUCAAGAUGGGCCUGGCCAAGACAGUCGAGGGCGUCCCCGGCAGCGUGCCCAAGAUUGCGUUUGUUUCCGCGCCGCAUCCCGGCGAAUCUGCGCACGUCGUCGUACGGGCCAUGUCCGUGGGUCAGCCGCAUAAGGCGAUCCCUGUCACCGUGGCGCUUGCUAUCGCGGCAGCGUCCGAGGUUCCCGGAAGCACGGUGGCGGAACAUGUGAUUCGGCCUGCCGGCGACGGGGGUAGUGGCGAGUCUGGACUGGAGAUUGGGCACGCAAGCGGAAACCUCAGAGUAGCAGCGCAAUUUGACGAGCAAGGAGUUUUGGGUUGCCCGUAG